This is a messenger RNA of Morus notabilis, 1652 nucleotides long. Its product is annotated as pentatricopeptide repeat-containing protein At5g56310. The record is from RefSeq and is a predicted model, not a curated record. The transcript has a single exon. Gene Ontology annotation, molecular function: RNA binding; protein binding. Gene Ontology annotation, biological process: RNA modification. NCBI's taxonomy places the organism in Eukaryota, Viridiplantae, Streptophyta, Magnoliopsida, Rosales, Moraceae. The coding region runs from base 116 to 1537 and encodes 473 amino acids.
UAGUUUCUCACGGACAAUCGGUAACUGGACGAGCUGACCAGUCUCCAAACGAAACAUUCGCCUUCCCAUCUCCCCACUCCCAACGCCAAACAAACAAACAGUGGAUAAAUCACAUAUGGCACCAGUUCCACUCCCCCAUCUCAACAACACCACAACCAGAAUCCUCUCCCUCCUAAACACCUCCACUUCUCUCCCCCACCUCCGCCAAAUCCAAGCCCAACUCAUCCUCCACAACCUCCUAAACGACACCACAAUCGCCCACCACGUAAUAAUCAACGCCUCCCAUUCUCCACUCCUCUUAAACGACAUUGCCCACAUCCUUUUCUCCACCCAACUCCGACGACCCCACGUCUUCACUUGCAACUCCCUCAUCAGAGCCUUCUCCCACUCCCAAGCCUGUCAUCAUAUCCCUCUCUCCAUUUACAUCCGCAUGCAAAAAACCAACGUCCUUCCCAACAACUACACCUUCCCUUUUCUCCUCAAGUCCUUGUCCGACUCCCGCGAGUUGAAACACGCCCAAUGCGUGCACACCCAUGUCGUCAAACUUGGACAUCUCGGCGAUAUCUACGUGAGAAACUCGCUGCUUGACGUGUAUGCGUCCUGCGGCCACGUGGGUUCGUGCCGCAAGGUGUUUGACGAAAUGCCAUAUAGAGAUGUUGUGUCGUGGACGGUUUUGAUCAUGGGGUAUAGGAAUUGUGGGAGGUACGAGGACGCGCUGGUUGUUUUUGAGCGGAUGCAGUACGCUGGUGUGGUGCCAAAUCGCGUGACUAUGGUGAAUGCGCUGGCUGCGUGCGCGAACUCGGGGGCGCUUGAGAUGGGAGUUUGGAUACAUGACUUUGUGAGGAGAGAAGGAUUGGAGUUGGACGUGAGGUUGGGGACUUCUUUGAUCGAUAUGUAUGGGAAAUGCGGGAGAAUAGAAGAGGGCUUGGCGGUUUUUAGAAGCAUGAAGGAGAGAAAUUCGUUUACGUGGAAUGCGGUUAUUCAAGGGCUAGCUCUUGCUAAAAGUGGGAAAGAGGCUGUGUGGUGGUUUAACAGAAUGGAGCAAGAAGGGUUUAGAGCGGAUGAAGUAACCUUGGUGGCAGUGUUGUGUGCUUGUAGUCAUUCGGGCAUAGUAGAUGUGGGAAGACAGAUAUUUGAUGCCUUGGUCGAUGGGAAAUAUGGAUUUUCACCUAGUGUCAAACAUUAUGCUUGCAUGGUUGACAUCUUAACGCGGGCUGGGUGCCUUGAAGAAGCUUUCAAAUGCGUGAAAGUAAUGCCUCACGAGCCUACAAAAACUAUAUGGGGUUCACUGCUGGCUGGUGGUAGAGCUCAUGGGAACUUGGACUUAAGCGAGUUUGCUGCUUGGAAGCUUAUUGAGCUAGAACCGGAAAAUGCUGCUUACCAUGUAAUGCUCUCCAAUAUGUAUGCAGAAAUGGGAAGAUGGGAUGAUGUUGAGAAAGUCAGAGGGAUGAUGAAAGACAGAGGCCUUAAGAAAGAUUUGGGUUGUAGUUCUGUGGAACUUGAACCCAAUGAAUCAGUUUAUCAAUUUGUAGCAUAGCCAUUACCUUUACAUUUGUGCUUAGAGGAGGUUAGUCCGUUUCUUUAAUCGGGAUGUGUAUAGUGUUGAAUCGCAGAUUUAAAUGUUUAAAUACGAUGUGUAUGAAUCUUAUACU